Alosa alosa (allis shad) is the source of this 4807-nucleotide messenger RNA. It is a transcript of the gene gab1, whose product is annotated as GRB2-associated binding protein 1. The record is from RefSeq and is a predicted model, not a curated record. NCBI's taxonomy places the organism in Eukaryota, Metazoa, Chordata, Actinopteri, Clupeiformes, Clupeidae.
UCCAUGGUCUGAAGGAGGCUGAGUUUAGGGAAAGUAUCGACGUUCCCGCUUGUCAAUCAUAAGGAACCGAAGGGAGCGAAACUGGGAGGAAGGCCGGCGAAACAAGUAUUUUUUGAGCAACUCUAAUGUACAGCUUGUGCAUCGAUAAUGGGAGUCAAGGUUGGAGAGAAUUGCCAUCCUGUUUCGGGAGGAAAGAUUGAUUCGACUUACAAAUAAAUCAGAUAAAACCUUCUAAGUGCACGUCGAACUUGGCGAGUGUCAAUCGCAGCUGAAUGUAGCUGUGGUUCCUGUCUUGAAAACGAAAACGGGGGUUGUUCCUCCAGGGUAAGUGUUUACAUACCAGUGUAAACACUUUUGUCGGAAUAUUUCAGGACAGUAUAGCUGUUAGGUGUUCAACUUUUGGCACAUUUUCCUACUCGACUAGGGGACUCGAGGGGAGUUUGUGCCCUCAAGUGUCGCUGUUGGGAACCACUCAUACAGAGUGGACCGCCGUGUGAGAGAGAGGAGUGACGGUUCGCGUCUGAAACUUGCACCACAAACCUCUCCACGGCGCAAAACGAGGGAGAAGAUGAGUGGGGGAGAUGUGGUGCAUUCGGGGUGGUUGAGAAAGUCUCCACCAGAGAAAAAGUUGAGACGUUAUGCAUGGAAAAAGCGGUGGUUUUAUUAGCCGGUAGGUGACUGACCGGGGGAUGACGUUCUGGAAUACUACAAGAAUGACCACGCCAAGAAGCCCAUUCGCGUGAUCGACCUAAACCUGUGUGAGCAGGUGGACGCGGGGCUCACAUUCAACAAGAAGGACCUGGAGCACAGCUUCAUCUUCGACAUCAAGACCAUCGACAAAUACCUGAGUGGCCCGACACGAGGGAGGGAGAUGAACAAAUUAGAUUAAGCUACAUCCUGCGACAUCUGCGGAUUCAACCCCACAGACAGCGAUGACCCGUCGAAGGUGGCGCAGCAGUCGGGGAGCGCAGGGGUGGAUGUGGGCCUGGGCUCGUCGCUGGGGCCUCUUGGCCACUCGGUCCUGACCAGCGUGCCCCCGCCUUACCAGCCCGUUAGCGUGAGCCACCUGGAGUCCUCGUCCAGCCUAGACGAACCACAGGACUACCUCUGGCUGGUCAACUGUGAGAGCAAGAAGCCGGACACCAGCAGGUCUCAUGGCGACUGCUCUAAGUCCACGUCCUCAGAGCCCGACUGCAACGACAACCUGCCACUGCACCGCACGCCCCCGACCGCCUGCUCGUCGGCCAAGCACACGUCCGUCAACGGCUUCUUCCCUUCGCACUCGCACCCCUCAUCGGCCUCGUCGGCCGCCGCCCUGUACGACUCGCCGCCCUCGCGCCACGGCCCCUCGCUGCCCCCGCCCACCGACCCCAGCAGCCUCUACCAGCUGCCUCGCAGCCGUUCGCAGGACACGGUCAUGCCGGUGCCAGCCGGCCGCUCGGCCUCGGAGAGCGAGUCGUCCGAGCUGUACGUCUUCAACACGCCGGGCCGCAAACCCUCGCUAGAGGCGCAGCUGCGCAACAUGACGUGCUACGACAUCCCGCCCACCCCCGGCAGCGGCUGCUCGUCCUACCUGCCCUGGAGCAUGAGCAGCGGCGGCGGCAGUGAGCGGGGGGGAGGUGGAGGGAUGGAGCCUCUCGGAGGAGGAGAAGUCGUGCCCCCACCCCGCCCGCCCAAGCCCUCGCUCUCGUCGUCCAUGGCCACGAUGCCGGCCGGGGGGCCACCGGAGAGGUCGCCCACGGACACCUACGCCGUGCCACGCUCCAUCUCGGAAACAGACGGAAACUACUGCGUGCCGACCAGUGCGGGGAACAAAGCGCUGCGCAGCAACACCAUCGGCCCUAUGGACACUUCGCGCCUCCGCAAAGAUUUUGGAUCCCAGGACUGCUAUGACAUCCCAAGACCCUUUGCAUCAGACAAAUGUGGCGCAUUUGAAUUCAACGAAAAUCUAAGCAAUUAUUUUAAAAACAAGGGUAUGAUGCCUGUGAGCAGCGCUUCCACGGAGGAAGUGGACGAAAAUUACGUGCCCAUGAGCGCCAACUCGCCCUCCCACCGGCGCUCGGGCAGCCUCUCCGAGCCCAUCCAUGAGCCCAACUACGUACCCAUGACCCCGGGCACGGUGGAGUUCUCCUCCCUGGGCAAACAGGUGCCCCCGCCGGCCCACAUGGGAUUCCGCUCCAGCCCCAAGACGCCCCCACGGAGACCCAUGCCUUUGAACGAGUGCCAGCCGCCUCCCGUGGACCGCCAGCCGCCCCCCGUGGACCGCAACCUUAAGCCAGAUCGCAAAGGUCAAAGCCCUAAGGUAUUAAGAGCUAAGCCAGUCGGUCUUGAGCGAACCGACUCACAAACCAUAGGUGAAUUCCCAAGACGACGCAAGGCCAGACCAGCCCCUUUGGAGAUUAAGCCCCUGUCGGAGUUGGAGGAGUUCACGGCGCCCGUCCGCUCACCGGACACCAGGACGUUCGCCAGGGAUCUCUCCAGGUUUCCCAUGCCUCCAAGACCCUCGUCGGUGCAAAGCACUGCCUCCAGCACCGAUUCCGAGGAGUGUGAGGAGAAUUAUGUAGCCAUGCAAACAUCUAGUAUGUCUUCAGACGAACCAAACCUUAAGCUGAGUGCUCAGAUGAACGCAGAUGGAGGCAGUAGUCCCAUGGUGCCGCUUAAAGGAGAUAAACAGGUGGAGUACCUGGACUUGGAUCUGGACCCUGGCAAAUCCACACCCCCACGGAAGAAAAAGAGCAACGGGACGGGAGCGGCUGUGUCAGACGAGCGUGUGGACUAUGUGGUGGUGGACCAGCAGCGAACGCUAGCUCUCAAGAGCACUAGAGAGGCAUGGACUGAUGGCAGACAGUCCACUGAGACCGACACCCCGAUCAAAGGACCUAAAUAAACACUAGCCACCUCCACCAAACUAGCCCCAGCUCCCACUCUUUCCCCCACUCUCCUUUCUCCUGACGGAGUCGCCUUUCUGGGCCUAAGCGCUAAGGAGACUGUGCCAUGGAUGGAUUUGGACACAAAGAGAUGGUGAAGGAGAGCAUAUCAGUGGCCUAGAUACUAGACUGCGUCCCUCCCUUGAGGCCUGUAGUUUACAUUGCCACCUGGCUGGAGGCCAAGCACAACCUCUCAAGGAUUUGCGAGGAUGUCUGCUUUCCGUUGCUCCCCAGGGUCUUCUUGAGGAUCUGGGAUUCUCUGUUUUGUAGGGUGAAGAUGACCUGUGAAGGCUCACAGGAUAUGAAGCCCUUUAGGACACUUAGACUGGAACCCCCCAUGCAGCGAAAGAUGUUUUCUCUAAGGAUUUCAUUUUUUUUUUUUUAUCAUCUAGCCAAAUCUGACGUGAACACUGUCCAUAAAUAUGUGGGCUUAAAAAAGGUAGAACAUACAUUUUGCUGUCAAUUUGUACUGAUCUAGCCACAUUCUGAAUACUUAACUAUGUUAAAGUGUUCUUUAGGAGUACUGCCUUAAUUAUAUCAGUAAAAAAAUCUUUAGUUUUCUGAUAGGUGCAUUCCAUGAAAUAUCCUGAUUCUUAGAAGCUAUUCUGUACCAAACAGUGAUGCAGAUCAUUUUUGGAUCUUUUUUUUUUUCUCUUUUUGGAGUUCUUGAGUGCUCCUCCAUGUGAUGUUUUAAACUUAAAACCGUGAAUGAGACUGCGUAAUUUCUCUCGGCCCUUUGAAUGGGGCACACAGAGAAAAAAACUCAAGUGGACAGCAGCACCUAGUCAGAGUUUUACUCGACUCGAGUUGAGGUGGCUAAGCAAGAAGCAUCAUUAACGUUGUUCAACCAAAACAUCUGCAAAUCUGAAGGAAUUCCUUUCACUGAAUCGCACAGCUCAGAGUGCUUCUUACUCCUGGCAGAGGAAAUGCAGAUGGACUGUAUGAUGUGCAUUUGUUAUGGUGUGUAUAUUUUUUUCAAAGUGUCCUUUGACUUGUGUUUAUAUCCAGGAUGUAAAAGCUUUCAUGUAGAUUCAGGAUAGAAAUCUGCACCUUCUGAGAUGGCUAUCAAGAACUACACUAUGAUGGAUGACAUGAGAUAUUGGAAUCAAUAACUGUGACUGCUACUAUUGGAAGCUGAUGCUUCCUGAUAGCUAUGGAAGGUAUCAUACUAAAGAAUAAGAUAAAGAAGUCAGGUACUCAUUUAAUUACUUAACACAGCUAUCCAUUUCUAAUUUAUUUUUGUGUCGUUUCAUCACUAGAUUGAUUGAUCUUUGCCUCAUGAUGCGUUUUGCUUAAAAGUGUUUUUCUUAGUUUAUUUGCCAAAUUUAGAUGAUUCUUAAGUAGAGACGCUUGUUUUAAAAUGCCUUUCCCAAGAUACCUCCACCCCCUGCCAACUUUGAUUUUGUUUCACUCCAGUUCUCCUCAAACUGGCUUUUUGAUUUAUUUUCUCACUUGUUUAAUAACUUAUUUCAAAUGGAUUUCCCACCACUGUCAAAUACUUAUUGCCUUAUCAGGUGUAUUUGUAUGUUGUAAAUAAGACUGAUCAUGGCAUUUCAGCUCAUACUAUUUCUAAUGAAUAGUUGGUUUUUACUAACUUUCUUCUCCUUUGAAGCCCAAUCGAGGGUGCUACAGGUGCGUUUCUACGCUGUUGAGGGCACCCAUGCUGUAAAUAUUUGCGCUCAAAUUUUCAAGCAUGCUCCCACUGAAUAAAAUCUAAAACACUGAUGCUUAUACUGUUGUUUCUGUACUUAAAUCUUCUCUCCCCUCAAGUGGAAUGGUGUCAAAGAACCUGGAGGAUCUUAAAGCUUUGUAUCUUUUUUAAUGAAUCAAACAGAAAAGUACAUUUGAAAAUGAACUAAAUAAAACCUACCUUUAUGCAA